AUGACGCCGAUGCCGCGAUGUGCAGUUACAGUGACCACAACCACUGAAACUUGGGCCACUAUCGAUUGUCAAGUCUUGUACGGAGAGUAUCAGCGGUGGCGUGCGUGGACGGGGUCGGCUGGCAUGCGACGCGACCGCGGCGGCGCACACUUACUUGCGGCGCCGGCGUGGGGCCCGCGGGGCUCCGAGCGGUCGGCAGCGGCGGAGCGGCUGCGGCGCGACGUGUCUGCCCGGCCACUCCCGGCGGACUCGCUCGCUCGUGCAAGAACCGCUGAGGAUGGCUGCGAAGACGGACCGCGCAUGCUCAACCCGCCUUUAUCCCAUUGGACAACACAUUCCCACGUGUAUACAUAA
Spodoptera exigua (beet armyworm) is the source of this 354-nucleotide messenger RNA. The record is from the annotation of a GenBank genome assembly. NCBI's taxonomy places the organism in Eukaryota, Metazoa, Arthropoda, Insecta, Lepidoptera, Noctuidae.